Molecule: messenger RNA, 1808 nt
Organism: Harmonia axyridis
Lineage: Eukaryota; Metazoa; Arthropoda; Insecta; Coleoptera; Coccinellidae
Exons: 4
Coding region: 302-1318 (338 amino acids)
Biological process (GO): regulation of apoptotic process
Source: RefSeq, a predicted model, not a curated record
UAUGAGUGAAUGCUUAGAUUAUUUACACCAAGAUAGAGCAUAGUGAGAGAGAAAACGUGGCCGAAAUAAGAUAGCAAUAUGUUUAUUAUUUUCGUCAAAAUCAAAACACAUUCCCGCAGCUCCCUAUUGGUGGCUUUCUACCACGUGACCUGGACGUGCGAAUGAAUUUCAUUAUGGCCGCCUUCUUUGACAGCUGAUGCUUAGGUGCAACAAGUUCAAACUCAUCGUUUUGAGUUAACCAAGUGAUUUUUGUAGUGAAAACGAGGUUGGACAAUAAUUAUUUGCUGUAUUAAGCUGAAAAAUGGUUAAUUCCUGUGUGAUAUGUAAAAAAAGCACCAGUAAAGACUGCGGGCGAUCCAUACAUCGUUCCAGUAGCACAUCUCCAGAUGAAAGGCCUGUGACUCCAGAACCAUUAGAUACUAAUAAGCUAGGUAGUGUCAGGGAAUCCUCAAAACUGAGUAAUUCUGAACUAUCCAGAACUUUAACAGCUAGUGAUUUGUCUGCUACACUGACUACUUCAGAUUUAUCUGCUACAUUGACUGCUUCAGAUUUAUCUGAUACAUUAACCGCUUCAGAUUUAUCUGCUUUUUUGACCGAUACAGAAUCCUCUGGUGCUUUGACAGUUUCAGAAUUGUCCGGUACUAUGACAGCUUCAGAAUCGUCAAGCAACUUGGUAUCCUCGGAAGUAUUAACAGUAGCACAUCCAACUACUUCUGAAGCUAAAAGUUCUGUACCAAGACCAAGAAAAAGAAAAUGUUUUGUUGGUGAUGUAAGGGAUGAAGAUUUCAGGACACCAAAACAAGGAAAAUUUGCCUUCUCCCUUGCUAAACGAAAAAUUGCAGAACAGAAAAAGAAACUGAAAGCAUUGAGGAUGAAGAACAGAAGACUGCAACAGAAAAUUUCAGAUAUUUCAGGACUACUGAAUAAUUUGAGGGAAAUGAACCUUAUAUCCGAUAAUGCUCAAGAUUAUAUAGAGGCAUCGUUACCAGGUCCUAGUAGAGAUAUGGUAAAUAGACUCAUAAGGGGAUCAAAAAAUCAGAAAUUUACACCUUCUCUACGAGCAUUUGCCCUAUCAUUACAUUUUUACUCGCCUAGGGCCUAUAAUUAUGUUAGGGAAAAAUUCAAUAAUUCACUUCCACACCCAAAGACUAUUUCUAAGUGGUAUCAGACCAUCGAUGGAACUCCUGGCUUCACAACUGAAGCCCUCAGUGCAUUGAAGAACAAAGUGCAGCAGUCUGCGGGAGAACAAAUUUAUUGCAAUCUGGUAUUGAUUGUGUACUUUUCGAUCCUGUUUGGAUUCAAUUACCAAGGACUAUAGCAGUAGUAGAUAUGGAUUCUUAGUUAUUUUAUUAUAAACAUUUCUGAAGAAUCGAUUAUCAGUAUAUUUUAGUUACCUAUCGUAUUUCUUCAAAUCAUUAUUGUAAAAAUCAUUUAUUUUAUGUUACAUGUUAUUUUUUAUGGAAGUUAUUAAUACAUCCUUGCUUGAUAAUCAAUCCUGAUUAUGCAGGCUUUCAAGUUUCAAUUGCUAUUCCACUAUAAAUACUGAUUCUCCGUCCAUUCCAUUGCAAAACUCACAAAAUUCCAAUCAUCUAUCUUAUAUAGUGGAACAAAACUAUACAUUCAUAAUAUCAUUUGCUCUCAAAGGUGCAGGUAAUGGAUGGACAAGGUUUCAGUAAGUAAGUAAGGCCUAUUACAGCAUUAAUGAGAACUGAUAUGAUUAUACUUCACACUUGAUGUAAAACUGACCUAUCUAAUACAUUUUCAUGUCGAACUGGAUCAAUAAAUUUAUUGUUAUUUUUGUUAUUCAA